This is a messenger RNA of Fusarium oxysporum Fo47, 689 nucleotides long. RefSeq lists its product as uncharacterized. NCBI's taxonomy places the organism in Eukaryota, Fungi, Ascomycota, Sordariomycetes, Hypocreales, Nectriaceae. The coding region runs from base 1 to 684 and encodes 227 amino acids. The transcript has a single exon. The record is from RefSeq and is a predicted model, not a curated record.
AUGCCGCUUCUGCACCCCAUUGCUAUGUUGGAGCCAAUAGCGAAAAACAGCACGAGAGCCAAUAUCAAACACAACGCUAGAUUACUGCUCCUCAGUGUAACUGUUGCUUUGUCAUUCUAUCCCUUCUUAUCGAGGUGCAUUCAUGCGUUUGACAUAAGCCCCAUUGGCGAGGGUAAGGGCUCAGAGGCAUCGCCGACAGACUGGAGUGUCGUGGAAGAUAUGUGCUUUCCCGCGGAGUACAGAGAUAUUGGAAGAUCGACGACUUUCAAAUCUUUAAAUGGCUUGGAGUUGACUGUAUCCCUGAUUACAUGCAUAUUCACAUUCUGGCUCCUUGCUGGCCUGCCUGGCACAUGUUACGACCAUGACGAGAAGGUAAAGGAUGCUAAGGGAGCAGAAGACAAGACCUCUUGGCGCGAGCGAGUCAAUAAGUGGUUCGGUGACAGGCCGCUUGUUGCUAUUCUUCCUCUUCUUGUGCUUGUUGGGUGGACUAUACCACUACUGUGGGUGAUUUUCACCCUCAGAAACGUCCACGAGCAAAUGUCGGAGAACAUGGUAGAAGAAUACGAUGGGAAUUACUGUGGAUUUGGGCAGAUUGUGUCUAUCAUAUUGUUUAUCCGUGUUGGAGUUGAACUGACAUAUCGGUCGAGAUUCAGUUCAGUACAUGCAUACAAACUGGAUGGAUAAGAUAG